Molecule: messenger RNA, 1137 nt
Organism: Brassicogethes aeneus
Lineage: Eukaryota; Metazoa; Arthropoda; Insecta; Coleoptera; Nitidulidae
Source: the annotation of a GenBank genome assembly
AUGCCAGACUAUUGUUAUUACUACGAAGCUGUAGUUCUUAAUUUUGGCCGUCAUGUUUUAAGAAACCAUAUGACGGAGAAAGAUGUGGCAGAAAUUUCAACAAAACCAGUAGGGAGCAAAGAAAGAAGAGAAUUGUUUGACAAUCUUAGAAGAAAAGGAAAUUUUCUGGCCAGUGGAGGAAAGUGCUUUAAAGCAGUAAGGCAAACAUAUGUUUUAGAAAGGACAUUAUUGCCCUGUGAUAAUUGCUUGGGAUUUUUCUCCUCAAAACUUUUAUACAGGCAUAGAAAAAAAUGUUUAAAAGGUACAAAUCCAGUAGGUUCAGCUCAGGCUGCGGGUCAGUCAAAACUACUUAGUAAUUUAAAAAUAGAUAGUCGUUUAAAAGAAGAGGUCUUUCCUCGCAUGAGACCUGAUAAAAUUUCCUUGGAAGCCAAAAAUGAUCCUUUGAUCCGGGCAUUUGGAACUAGAUACUUAAAAACCCAUAGAGAAAAACAUUUUAUUCAUGUUACUUCGAGAAAGAUGAGAGAGCUUUCUAAAAUACUUCUUGAAAUGAGAAAAUUAGAUACAUCUAUAACGACAAUGUUUUCUGGAUUACAACCGAAAUUUUUUGAUAUGUUUGUUGAAGCUACAAAAUGUAUAGCUAAAUAUGAUGCUGAAAAGGAUGUUUAUCACUCGCCAACCUUUGCAAUGAACAUUUGUACUUCGCUUAAAAUGUGUUGUGAUAUUGCAAUCACAUUUGCUUAUAAAAAACAAGCUCCUUAUGUUUCAGUUUCUAGUGCUACCUUUGAAGCAGAUCUCAAAACUUUAAUUCAUCUUUUUGAAACAAACUGGAGUUUUGAAGUUUCGUCCCAUGCAGCAAGUAACCUUAAUCUAAACAAAUGGAACAAGGUGACAAUAAUUUCUUUGGCAAGCGAUUUAAAACUUUUAAGACAGCACUUAAUUAAAAUUGCCGAUAAUGCUUUACAAAAUUUAAAAAAAUAUAAGAAUGAAAUUGCCACAUCAAUAGUUCAAGAAACUGAUAAUACUUUACAAAGCAAAAUAAAAUUAGGCUUUAAUGAUUAUAACAAACUAAUUGAGUCUGUUUACUGUAGAGUGAUUUUGCUUAACAGAAAGCGUUCAGGGGAGAAAACAUUCUUUUAA